Messenger RNA from Trametes versicolor FP-101664 SS1, 554 nucleotides. RefSeq names its product ubiquitin-conjugating enzyme. The record is from RefSeq and is a predicted model, not a curated record. The transcript is spliced from 10 exons. NCBI's taxonomy places the organism in Eukaryota, Fungi, Basidiomycota, Agaricomycetes, Polyporales, Polyporaceae. The coding region runs from base 9 to 458 and encodes 149 amino acids.
UCUACGAAAUGACGGCUUUGCGACGAAUCCAAAAGGAACUGAAAGAUCUCACGAACAAUCCGAUCGAGGGGCUGACGGUUGAGCCGCUGGAGGAGAACCUGUUUGAGUGGAAAUGCGCGAUCAAGGCUGCGUCUGAUAGCCCUUACAAGGGCGGGACGUUCCACUUCAACCUCAGUCUACCGGAGAACUUUCCCUUCAAGGCGCCCUCCGUAACGUUCACCACAAAGAUAUAUCACCCUGGCAUCAAUGAGGAGGGCCAUAUCUGCGUGCCUGUACUUCGUGAUCAGUGGAAACCCACCGUGACACUCUCGUCUGUGUUGCAUACCAUUCAGGACAAGCUGAACAACCCGAGCGCAGACGACCCGUUUGAGCCUGAUAUUGCUGCGCUCUUGAAGAACGACGAGGCGAAGUUCCUCGCGACGGCGCGGGAGUGGACCAAGAAAUACGCCUCACAGUAGAGCAUGUAUCGACGGAGAAACACGACUUUGUAUCAUAGCCAAUGUACUUUUGAAGACGAGGACCCAAUUGAAGCAUGCGCAGCCCUCCUGGAAUUC